Molecule: messenger RNA, 1221 nt
Organism: Suillus fuscotomentosus
Lineage: Eukaryota; Fungi; Basidiomycota; Agaricomycetes; Boletales; Suillaceae
Exons: 1
Coding region: 1-1221 (406 amino acids)
Source: RefSeq, a predicted model, not a curated record
AUGGCUUCAGCCUCAUCUUCAUUUGGUGCGCCUUCGCUUGCGAAUAUGUUGGCGCGUCCUGUUUCGUUGGUCAUCUCGGAUCAAGAGCUUCCUGAUGACGGAUCUUCAGUCAUAUCCUCCUGCGUUUUACGCAAGUUUUUCGGGUUUUAUGAGGUCUCUCGAGUGCGUUGUGCUGUUCGGGAUCAGUUUCCUGUUGGCCGCGUGUUGCCUGUAACUGCUCCUACUCUUCGGCAUGUCGUGGAGAAUUUUCCUCAUAUGACUCGCGAGAAUUAUAUGGCUGUGGCUAAUGCGCACUCUAUCGCUGUGCGAACAUCGUAUCGUAAGGAAUAUAUUCGUGACAUGCUGCGUGUCCAUGUUUGUACUGCCGAGUGCGUCAACAUACUUAUUGUGUUUUCGCUUUUGAAUAAUCCACAUCGUUAUUUUGCUCAUCAAACGAUGCCUGAUCCCUUUUUCAAGAAGUCUCCUGGUUUGCAUUACAAGUUCACGCCUCACACGAGACAGCCUCAUCGUAUGCCUGGAGUGGUGUCAGAAGGUCGCGACGACGAACAUCCGUUUCCCGUUUUGCUCUCCUUUGAUGAUAAGAAAAAGAUAAUAAUUGAGUGGCAACAACACAUGUCCGCAGACUCUUUGCGACAUAGCGCCUGUGCAUGUUGCGCACAUAAUGUGCCGGUCCAUAAUUUGGCGCUCGUCAAGUUCGAUGAUGUGCCUUUGAACUUGCUUCGGAACGACUGUCUGCCCGAGCACACUUUACCUAAUUCUUAUGCUCUGGAGGUGUAUCAACGUGCGAUACUAUAUCACAAGGGCUUGCAGGAUCCAUGGCGUGAGGCAGGUCUGUAUUUAUGUCGUCCUUGUCGCGCUUCAUUGAUUGCGAAGCAACCGCGUCAACCUGUCAAUGCCUUGGCAAAUUUUCAAUAUUAUGGCCAUGAAAGACUUCCGGUGGACAUUCGCUCGACUUUUUCGCAGGCAUCGGUCUAUGAUCUGAUGUUAGUGUCGCGCGCGCGAGCGUCUCAAAUUAUUCAUCAUUAUGCGUACAAAACGACGGGUGGGCAGUAUUGGACCGCUGAGGACGCUUCUCAACGAUAUAACAAAGGAAAUAUUGCGAUCCGCGCACAGGACUCCACUGAAUUACGAACCUUAUUGCCACCCAGUCCCGAUGAAUUACUUGAUACUAUGUGUGUAAUUUUCGCCGGUCACAAGCAAGUCUUAGCAGGUGCCCACUAG